Messenger RNA from Cucumis sativus (cucumber), 574 nucleotides. Its product is annotated as reactive oxygen species modulator 1. The record is from RefSeq and is a predicted model, not a curated record. Gene Ontology annotation, cellular component: TIM23 mitochondrial import inner membrane translocase complex. NCBI's taxonomy places the organism in Eukaryota, Viridiplantae, Streptophyta, Magnoliopsida, Cucurbitales, Cucurbitaceae. The coding region runs from base 137 to 361 and encodes 74 amino acids. The transcript has 3 exons. Gene Ontology annotation, biological process: protein insertion into mitochondrial inner membrane; protein import into mitochondrial matrix.
AAACAAAUUAAGAGAUCAGACUUCGAAGGAUUUGGUGAUUGUUGAUAUUCAAUUCGAAGAACAAAUUAAAUUGUUCGUAGAACAAAUUUUUUUCUUUGUGUUUUCUUCUUGGAGAAUUAUAUCAAGGUCGCUGAGUAUGGCAAGAGACAGCUGUUUGGCUCGAGUUACUGCCGGAGUUGCCGUUGGUGGCGCCGUAGGAGGAGCCGUCGGUGCUGUAUAUGGAACUUAUGAGGCCAUUAGAUUUAAGGUGCCAGGACUAUUGAAAAUUAGGUAUAUUGGACAAACAACACUUGGAAGUGCUGCCAUAUUUGGCCUUUUCUUAGGGGCAGGGAGUUUGAUACAUUGUGGAAAGUCAUAUUAGUUUAAGUUAGAGCAGUUGGUCAUUUGUUUAUUUAAAGGCUUCCAUUUGUGGUUGUUGGUUGAAUGAAAGAAACAAAGUGGUCAAUUGAUGGUGAUAGGGCUUCACCCCCUAUUUAGAUGUCAUGAAAUAUUGAUUCUUAUUUCGAGAUUUUUAUUUUAUGGAUAUAUGGAGUCAUCUUCUUUUAAAUUGAAAAAUUCAUCAAAGUUGUUUUGA